This is a messenger RNA of Hyaloscypha bicolor E, 1001 nucleotides long. RefSeq lists its product as uncharacterized. The coding region runs from base 139 to 792 and encodes 217 amino acids. The record is from RefSeq and is a predicted model, not a curated record. The transcript is spliced from 4 exons. Lineage: Eukaryota; Fungi; Ascomycota; Leotiomycetes; Helotiales; Hyaloscyphaceae.
UGCGGAAGAAAUUUCUGUCCUGCCAAGCGUCUAGCUCAGGUUGAGCAGAAUCUCUAAUUCUGUGGUCUUUGUUGAGAGCUAAUAAUACACAGAAGCAAAUUUCAAUUCUCAUCUCAUAUCUAUUUGUUUAACUCCAGAAUGGUAUGGGCGUGGCAACUUUGGCUCUCACCGCGGCCAUUACAUCGUACCAAGGUUACGUCUCAAACAAGCUUCACCACAGCUAAUAAUGCUGCCCAUUAUCAAUUCCUCACUGAAAAUGACGGUCUUUGGGGUGUCAGAGAGACACAUAACAUAGAAAAUCCGACUGUCGCAGCUGGAUUGUCUGGCCCUCCAUUACAUAUCCAUCUUCAGCAAGAUGAAUAUUUUCAGGUUGAGCAGGGAGUUCUAGGGGCAAUCACGGAUGGAAAAGAGCAUGCUAUCACCAAGGAUGAUGGUAUACUGAAGAUUCCAGCUGGCACCAGACAUCGAUUCUGGUGCCAUAAGUCGGCAACAGAGUCACUGGUAUUUCAUGGCUGGAUAGAUCCCCAAGACUUGGAUUACCAACUAGACAAAAACGCUCUGCGUAACAUUCAAGGUUAUUUCGCCGAUUGCGAAAGAUCGAAUCUAAAACCAUCAGUCUUUCAGCUCGUAUCGUUUGCGUACUAUUCGGGGACCGUCUUGACUCCGCCUUUUUGGGUUCCUACUUGGUUUCUCGUUUCUGUUCAUCACAUUGUUGCACGAUGGAUAGCCGAAGGAUUGCUCGGGUAUCAACCUUGGUAUCCUGAGUAUACCGUAAAAGCUGGAAGCGAAUGAAGAGUCUGAUAGGUUCAGAAAAGCGGCUGUAGAUAAUUUUUUCUGAAAAAAGCUUUGAGUUGAUGGAAUCGCGGGAGAAAAGAUGUUUAAAGCUUCAAGAUAUUUGUGUGACUUUUUCCAAGUAUUAUGCCAUUUAGUCAGCUGAGAAGCCGGCUAUGACGUUUUUAUGAAUUAAUCGCUCGACCCAGUCUGCACAACUAUGACCAGGA